This is a messenger RNA of Spodoptera littoralis (African cotton leafworm), 367 nucleotides long. NCBI's taxonomy places the organism in Eukaryota, Metazoa, Arthropoda, Insecta, Lepidoptera, Noctuidae. The record is from the annotation of a GenBank genome assembly.
CAGACAGUAAACAAACGUCAUUUAGCUCAGUACUUGCUCAGUGCCAAACGCCUUCAGAAUGUUCAAAUUGUUGGUCUUCGCCUGUUUACUGGCGAUGGUAGUAGCAGCUCCCAACCCUGCUCUAUUCUUCAGCUCUCCGUACACAGCCUAUGCCGCCCCAGUAGCUUACUCAGCAUACUCUACUCCAUUUGCAUACUCUGCAUACACCGCUCCAGUCACCUACUCCGCAUACACGGCACCUGUUUCCUACUCUGCAUAUAGUUAUGCUCUAUCAUCGCCGUAUACCGCAGUCUAUUAUAAAUAAACUUAUUUAGAAAUAUACAAAGAUUUAAGAACAAAAUAAAUUAUUGAUUAUGUUUUAAUACGA